AUGGGCUGGAUUAGGAAGGCGGGAAGGGUGACCAUUCGCCUUCCUUCCACAGAGGUAAUGGAACGGGGCCUGCUUGGUCGUGAACUUGUACAGAUGAUAAAGCAACUAAAGCCCCAUACGUUUUGCCCAUUCUGUUGGCACUGUGUUUUAACUUGUUUCCUGUUGAGUGAGGUGCCUGAACUGGUGAAUGUGGCAGCUCUGAUCAUCAUUAGGGCUCAACAGCCUGCCACAGCUUUUCAGGAUAACUUCUCUGUAAUUCAGAAUGGAUACAGUGGGAGGAGUCCAGCAAGGGGGAAUGGAACGUACUAA
Molecule: messenger RNA, 309 nt
Organism: Ostreobium quekettii
Lineage: Eukaryota; Viridiplantae; Chlorophyta; Ulvophyceae; Bryopsidales; Ostreobiaceae
Source: the annotation of a GenBank genome assembly